AAUGCAACAUUUAUUGGAUGCCAACCGCCGUUAAACCUCAUCGAAGAAGGGCCGUGUGCAAACCGCGUGUGACGCAGAAAGGAGGGAGGGACCGAUAACAAACAGGAACAGUUACGUAGCUGAGGAACACGUGGAGAUGAGUAGUAAUGAGUGUUUUGGAUGCGGCCACACCGGCCACUGGAUCAAGAACUGUCCGAAUGCCGGGCGGGGACGAGGCAAGGGCCGCGGGAGGGGGAAAGAUCUGUUCUGCUAUCGCUGUGGCGAGCCUGGGCAUGUCGCCAGGGACUGUGAGAGGACUGAGGAUGGUAAGCAUUUCAACACCUGCUGUGGCGAGCCUGGGCAUGUCGCCAGGGACUGUGAGAGGACUGAGGAUGGUAAGCAUUUCAACACCUGCUGUGGCGAGCCUGGGCAUGUCGCCAGGGACUGUGAGAGGACUGAGGAUGCGUGCUACAACUGUGGUCGUGGAGGACACAUUUCCAGAGACUGUAAGGAGCCCAAGAAGGAGAGGGAACAGGUCUGUUAUAACUGUGGCAAGGCUGGCCACGUGGCCCGAGACUGUGACCAUGCCAACGAGCAGAAGUGCUACUCCUGUGGAGGUUUUGGACACAUCCAGAAGGGCUGUGAGAAGGUCAAAUGUUACAGGUGUGGUGAGAUCGGCCAUGUUGCCGUCCAGUGCAGCAAGGCCAGCGAAGUCAACUGCUACAACUGCGGAAAGUCUGGUCACCUGGCUAAAGAAUGCACCAUCGAGGCCACGGCCUAGCACUCUGCUGCCUUCCUAUGCCCCUCCCUUUUCACGUGGAUGAUUGUAUUAUUUUGUCUGAAACCUGCCCUCUGGCUACGGAGGUUGCUCCAAGACCAGUCUGCUGUAAAGUGCGGAAUAAUACACUUUCUGUAUUUAAUCCAAAAUGUUUACUUUGGUAGAGGUUAAUGUAUAAUGGUUUGCUAAAGAAGCCAUUUUCCAUGCCACUGGUGACAAGGGAUGAGUUCUGAGUGGAUCCUCCCUACCAGGUCCGGGGAAACCAGCCCUUGAGUCAGAAUGAAAGUUUGUCGGAACUUUUUAGUUUUUUGGAACAUAACGGACUUGACCUGAGACAGCAGCACCACCCAGUGGUCGUUAUGGGUUCGCUCCGUCCGUCCGACAGCAGCAUGCAGACAGACCAGGACCAAGCCCGUCACAACAUGGUGUAUGAAUACAGACGGUCAUAGCUAAUUCACAAGAAAAUACAAAUAUUUGUUUUUGUACAGUUAGCUGCUGAGUGUCAGAAUCAGUCUUGAUCCAGUAGUAAGUUGAUGUGUGUUAUAUAACCAUGGAAACGGAUCAGAAAAAGAAAGGCUAAGAGAGAAUGUUUUCACAAAUCGAAAUGUUAUUUUUCUACAAAAUAACACUUAUAACAGUGGUUUUCCAACCUUUUUCAAUCGGGCCCCCUUCCAUAAUUAUUUUGGGGGUGGUGGGACGCUCCACGCCGACCCUCUCACACCCGACAGUUUAGGAACCACUGACUUGGACAACUGUAAAAAUAUAUAAUUUGCUUGUACUCAGUUUAAGUGGAAAGGUAAUGCAACUGAAAUCCUCCAACAUAAUGUAAUUUUAAUCACAAUAAAGCGCAAGAAGGGAA
This is a messenger RNA of Oncorhynchus gorbuscha (pink salmon), 1616 nucleotides long. RefSeq names its product CCHC-type zinc finger nucleic acid binding protein-like. The transcript has 6 exons. Gene Ontology annotation, cellular component: cytoplasm. The coding region runs from base 137 to 760 and encodes 207 amino acids. Lineage: Eukaryota; Metazoa; Chordata; Actinopteri; Salmoniformes; Salmonidae. The record is from RefSeq and is a predicted model, not a curated record. Gene Ontology annotation, biological process: positive regulation of cytoplasmic translation. Gene Ontology annotation, molecular function: translation regulator activity; zinc ion binding; mRNA binding.